UUUGGGCCAGCUGAAUUUGUGACUGAGAGGGACUACAUUGGUAUACCACAUUGGGUCUCUGGCUGUCAUAAUCUCCCAUCCCUGCCCCAGCCCCGCUCUUCUUAUCAGUUGUGUGAAGCUCGGGGCUUUUCCCAGGGCCCCUUGGGAGGUGACUUCCUGCCUCACGCCCCCUGCCCACUUGGCAGUCUAUGCAGGCCUUCAGUAGGGAACUCUUCACUCUAUUUGCUGAGAAGCGGCAGGUACCACAAGACUGCCACUCAGGCCAUAAGCACUCUGGCAUGCUCUGUGCCCAGCUCUCUGCUGGGCAGCUCAGAGGUUGAGUGGCAGAGAGAGAUCAGACUUAAACAUAGGCAGCAGUCAUGACAGUGUUGGCAAGUGGACCAGGAUUUUAAUAUCUGGCAAGGGGUAGGCAGAGGACCAGCACUUAUGGCGGCUUCUCUGUGCCCAGCAUUUCAUGUACUUAUCCCAGGAGGACGACAGUUGCUCAAGCCAUGUUUGUCACUUGGUGUGUGGCCUUGGGCAAGUUACUUAAUGUUUCUGAGCCUCAAUUUCCUCAUCAUUGAAAUGGCAGUAAGAAUGCAGAGGGCUUGGUAUGUGGGGCUGGAGCUUGGGGCUGCCCGGCCACAAUGGACACAACGCUGGGUGCAGGAGGCCCUUGGAAAAGAUUUCUGCCCAAGAAACGACACACCCCAUAUAUGACCCCCAAACUAUAUUCCUCAGCCUGUUUACACAAUCCUUCUCAGGGGUGGCAUUGAAUGAAUGACAUGAGGCUGUCCCUUGAAUUAGAUCCACACACACAGCCCCAAUGCCUCCAGCAAGGCAAGGCACAAAAAAACAGGUUCCCAACAAGAAGCAAAGCUUAAAAAAGAGCAUGUGAACUCUCCAGGGACCCAGUGGGGGCAUUCCCCCUGCACUCAACGUGGCCAGGGCUGCACAGUGAGGACUAGGGCACACUGCUGGGGUCUUUGUUCUCUCAGACAGCAUGAGUGGUCAGGGGAGGCCUCCCAGAGAAAAAGGACUGCACCCACAGGAGCACAAUGGUGAGGGGGGCUCUGGAGGGGCUGGGCUGGGGAGAGGUGAGCCCAGGACAAGACACCUUGACUGCUGGGCUGAGGAGCCCAGGCUGGACCCUAGGGCAGUGGGGAGCCAGGAGACAUUUAAAAAGGGGAGAGAGAGGUGGGUCCAGGUAGGGCGGUGGUUCAAAGGAGAGAGAUGCAGGCUGGCAGUGGAUGGAGUCGGUGAAGAUAGAGAGAGUGAAUAUUAGAAAUAUUACGAGAUAAAGACCAGGCAACUCGCCAGGGUUCUGAAUGGGAAAGCAAGGAGUUUGCAGGCCUUGCUAGAGAAGGUCCUGGGGAAGGGUCAGAGGAGGCCCCAGGGUGCACAACUGGCCCCUGAAGGGAACAGAGGAGGAGUCAGAGCCUACUACUAGGGAGCCAGCCUGGGGGUCAGACACUCACAUCCAGCUGACUCAGGCACAGGCAUGGGUCGUUUGUCCUCAGGUGGUCCGAGGCCCCUGCCAGGCACUUUGACCAGCAGGAUCCCUGAGGAAGAAAUAUCUGAUGCCCCCGCCCCUAUUCUAACUCCUUCACUGAAGACGGGGCACCCCUCCCCCAGCCAUGCAGCUGCCUCUCUGGACAGAGGGAGGGGAAGUGGCCAGAAGGGGAAGUGUGAGUUCCCCUCAGCCUGUCACCAGUCUCCUCAGGCCCUCAGAGUGGUGGCCCUGGGGCCCACUGCAGCCAUGGAACCUCUGGAGACCCCCGUCAAGGAUGGCAUUCUCUACCAGCAGCACGUCAAGUUCGGCAAGAAAUCCUGGCGGAAGGUGUGGGGUCUGCUGUAUGCAGGAGGCCCAUCAGGUGUGGCACGGCUGGAGAGCUGGGAGGUCCGGGAUGGUGGCCUAGGACCAGCGAGUGACAGGUCUGCAGGUCCUGGCCGGCGGGGUGAGCGUCGGGUCAUCCGCCUGGCUGACUGUGUGUCUGUGCUGCCGGCUGAUGGUGAGAGCUGCCCCAGGGACACUGGCGCCUUCCUGCUCACCACCACGGAGCGAAGCCACCUGUUGGCUGCACAGCAUCGCCAGGCAUGGAUGGGCUCCAUCUGCCAGUUGGCCUUCCCGGGUACAGGGGAGAGCUCCUCCGGACCAGGGGAGGCGGAAGCUCCCAAGCGGGGCCUGGUUCCCAUGGAGGAGAAUUCCAUCUACUCCUCCUGGCAGGAAGUGGGGGAGUUUCCAGUGGUGGCACAGAGGACCGAGGCUGCGGCCCGCUGCCAGCUGAAGGGGCCCUAUGUCCUGCUGCUGGGCCAAGAUGCCAUCAAGCUAAGCGAGCCUGCCAGCUCACAGGCCCUCUACACCUGGCCUUACCACUUCCUGCGCAAGUUCGGCUCUGACAAGGGUGUGUUCUCCUUCGAAGCCGGCCGCCGCUGUGACUCAGGCGAGGGCCUCUUUGCCUUCAGCAGCCCCCGAGCCCGAGACCUGUGUGGGAUCGUGGCUGCUGCCAUUGCCCGCCAGCGGGAGCGGCUGCCUGAACUGGUGGGGCCCCGACCCUGCCCCCUUCCACGGGCCACCUCCCUGCCCACCUUGGACCCUCCUGGGGAGCUUUGGGAGGUACCCCCAGGGCCCGAGCCACCCAGCUCCCAGAGGGCGCACCUGGCGGAGGCUGGGCCGCAGAGCCUGCCCCCUCUGCCCACCGAGUCCGGGCUGUACGCAGCUGUGUGCAAGCGGGCCAGUGUGCCCCCAGGCACCGCCGAGCACCUCUACGAGAACCUGUGUGCGUUGGAGGCUGGCCAUGCACCGCCCGACCUCAGGAUCCCUGCGCAGGAGGGCCCCAGCAGCCGUAGCCCCCCAGCCAGCCCCAUCUACCACAACAGCGAGGACCUGGGCUGGCCCAGCCCGGCCCAUGACACCAGCCUGGAGGCCCAGUACCGACGGCUGCUGGAGCUGGAGCUGGGCGACAACGAUGAAGAGUCCGGGGGCUCCAUCCGCCCUGGGACUCAUACGGGCUUCAAGGCCAAGCUGGUGACACUUCUGAGCCGUGAGCGGAAGAAGGGCCCAGCCCCCUGCGAUAGGCCCUGAGCACCUGGUGUGCCUUAGCAUGGGACAAGAGGGCAGGCAAACAAUGGACAUCUGGGGACACACCCCUGCAUCCACUCUGGCCUUCCGGGACACAGCAGGUGGCCUGAGGAGGCCCCCUCAGGAGACUUGCUGGCCCCCUAGUGUGUAGUGUAUA
Molecule: messenger RNA, 3218 nt
Organism: Pteropus alecto (black flying fox)
Lineage: Eukaryota; Metazoa; Chordata; Mammalia; Chiroptera; Pteropodidae
Gene: DOK3
Product: docking protein 3
Exons: 5
Coding region: 1481-3064 (527 amino acids)
Biological process (GO): cell surface receptor protein tyrosine kinase signaling pathway; positive regulation of MAPK cascade
Cellular component (GO): cytoplasm
Source: RefSeq, a predicted model, not a curated record